UGGCUGUCGCGGUCCUGGAGGUUCGUGCGGGCGGCCGCAGUAUACGCGCGCUGCGCCAUCUCCACACCGUCGGACCGGUCUUCGCGUCCGCUGGGCUCCGCGUUCGCGCAGGGUCGCGGCUGGGUGGGAGCGAUGCUGCCCGGCCCGCUUAGGCCUUGAGGCGGGAGCGGCGAGCCGAGCCAUUAGCUUGCCGACUGCGCCAAGCCCGCAGCCAUGUCCGGGGGGUUCUCCUUCGGGAGCAGCACGCUGGGCUCCUCCACCGUGGCCGCCAGCGGGAGCGGCACGGGCGGCGGUUUCUCCUUCGGGACCGCGGCGUCUAGCAAUCCUUCUGUGGGGCUCAGUUUUGGGAGUCUUGGGAGCACGGCAACUCCAGUGACAACAUCUGCUCCUUCUGGUGGUUUCGGAACCGGGCUCUUUGGAUCUAAACCUGCCACUGGGUUCACUCUGGGAGGAACGAGCACAGGCCCGCCGACCACCACCUCUGCGUCCACGGCAGGCUUCAGCUUAGGCUUCAGCAAACCCGCGGCGUCCGCCACCCCCUUUGCGCUGCCCGUCACGUCUGCCUCGGCUGGCGGUCUCACGCUCUCGUCCGCUCUGACGUCGACGCCUGCAGCGUCCACAGGAUUCACUCUCAGCAGCCUGAGUGGGACGGCAGCCGCAGCCACCACCGCACCGGCAGGCCUCUCUUUAGGGGGAGCCUUGGCGGGUUUGGGAGGGCCGCUUUUCCAAAGCGCAAGCACAGCGGCAUCAGGACUUGGACAAAAUGCUUUAGGUCUGUCUCUGGGAACUGCAGCAGCUACUUCAGCUGCUGGCAACGAAGGCCUUGGAGGUAUAGAUUUUAGCAGCUCAUCGGAUAAAAAGAGUGAUAAAACAGGAACAAGACCAGAGGAUAGUAAAGCGCUGAAGGAUGAGACUCUACCUUCUGUCAUCUGCCAGGACGUGGACAACCUGCAGAAAUUUGUGAAGGAACAAAAACAAGUCCAAGAAGAAAUUAGUAGAAUGUCUUCAAAAGCAAUGCUUAAAGUGCAGGAAGAUAUUAAAGCUCUGAAGCAGCUUUUGUCAUUGGCUGCCAGUGGAUUACAGAGGAACACUCUCAAUAUUGACAAAUUGAAAAUAGAAACUGCUCAGGAGUUAAAAAAUGCUGAAAUAGCUUUAAGAACCCAGAAAACACCACCUGGACUCCAACAUGAAAAUACAGCUCCUGCUGACUACUUCAGAAUCCUGGUUCAGCAGUUUGAGGUGCAGCUCCAGCAGUACAGACAACAGAUUGAAGAACUGGAAAAUCAUCUUGCCACCCAAGCGAAUAAUUCGCAUAUCACCCCUCAAGAUUUGUCAAUGGCUAUGCAGAAAAUUUAUCAAACAUUUGUAGCUUUAGCUGCACAACUUCAGUCUAUUCAUGAAAAUGUGAAGGUGCUCAAAGAACAGUACCUUGGCUACAGGAAAAUGUUCUUGGGAGAUGCUGUGGAUGUGUUUGAAGCCAGGCGAGCAGAAGCCAAGAAGUGGCAGAAUGCGCCCAGAGUCACUACUGGACCCACCCCUUUCAGCAACAUGCCAAACGCAGCAGCCGUUGCCAUGGCUGCAACACUUACACAGCAGCAACAGCCUGCUACAGGGCCACAGCCAUCUCUGGGAGUUAGUUUUGGAGCGCCAUUCGGCUCAGGUAUUGGCACUGGCUUGCAGUCAAGUGGCCUAGGUUCUUCAAACCUUGGAGGCUUUGGAGCUAGCUCUGGUUUUGGAUGCAGCACCACAGGGGCCUCCACAUUUGGAUUUGGAACAACAAAUAAACCCUCAGGAAGUCUUAGUGCAGGCUUUGGCAGCUCAAGUACAUCUGGGUUUAACUUCAGCAAUCCUGGCAUCACGGCAUCAGCUGGUUUGACAUUUGGGGUGUCCAAUCCUGCCUCAGCAGGUUUUGGAACAGGAGGACAACUCCUUCAGUUGAAGAAACCUCCAGCUGGAAACAAAAGAGGAAAAAGAUAAACAUAUGGGUUGAUGUGUUGAGAGGAUCCAUAGCAGCAUCGUUCAUUCUCUGAAUCUAUUUUUCUAAAGUUGAAGCAGUAAUUAAAUUGCAACCCAGGAGAUUUAUAAAGUUUUGAUAGUUUUUCCUUACUUCUGGAAUUUGAACUCUGUUCUUGUUUGCCGUGCUAAACAACUUUUCUCUUGUGUAUUUGAAACCUAGUUGUGUAUUUUUCAUUAUUUUCAUUCUCAGUGUAAGAAAUAUUACAUCGCUGAUUGGUAAGACCUACUACUAUUUAACCUAGUGUUUUAGCAAUGUUUUUGUUGAUAAGGUUUACAUUAUGUGAAUAUAUGCACAUUUGUUUCUUAUAUAGAUGGUAUGAACUCUAGGGCCUAUACCAGAAUCACUUUGUUCCUUGAUAAAAGGCCUUUUGAACUACACUGCAGGGCAUCUUGUGAAUAUGUAUGUAAAAUAUAUACAGGAUAAUACACACAAUUGUGUGCAUAUAGAAUAUAUAUUUACAGACCUACAACUUUUGCCUCAGACUGUUCCCCUUUUCUAAGGGUAUUCCAUUUUUCACCUUUUAUGCUUCAAAUCCUCAGUGCUUGUAGAACAAGGAGCUAAAGGUACCAAGUCAUUGUAGUUAUUUGCUUAAAGACUUAGUGAAAUGGUUACUGGUGUAAAUAUUGACCAACUCAACGUCAUUGCCCCCAGUCUUUCCCAUUUUUGUUUCCAUGUUAAUCUUAGCAGCUACUCCGAAUGAGGGCUGCUGAGACUCAUCAAACCAAUUUCAACAACUUUAUUAUCCUAUGUAUCCUCAUAUCUGAAAUGAACCUUUAAGAGCAUAUUUGAACUCCAGACUGGUGUUCUGGGGGCAAAGAGCUAUUAAGCCAAAUUGAUUCUAUGCAGGUGAAGGAUGCACUAUUAUUUUAGUGGAAACUUCUAGCUAUUCCAAUAGAGUUCUUUCUUAUAGGGCUAUUGAUAUUGACACCAAAUGGAGUCGCUUAUCAGCCUCUUUUAUGUCUUAAGUAAGUGCUUAAUUUGGAAUAAAGAAACAGUAUAUUUUAAGAAAAAAAGUAUUCUUUGUAGCAACAGUAAACUAUCCCCCAUUUUAACAGUGAACAGAGCUCCAGGUAAUAACAUAUAUAGACAUGUCAGGUUUCAUCUGUGUGUUAUUUGUAUUAGUAUUAGUGACAGAGAGUGGGUGAAAAAGAGAGCCCUUGGGAAGAGAACUGCCUUAGCCAUGAUUUCACACAGAAACCGUUAUGUAGACCUAUUUUAUCUUUCAAGUGCAGUUUUCAGAUGGGAUGUGAACAUGAAAUUUCAUUUAAAAAAGUUUAAUUUUUUUAUAUAGAAGGUUUUGUACAUAAUGUGCAUCAAGUGAAUAUUUUCAGAAUCAUUUUCACCAAGGCACCUUUUUUUCUAAAAUAGGUAUUACAUAUAUACACACACAUAUAUAUAUUUUAGUAUAACGUUAGUUGGGUUUGAUUAUAAAAGUGUUGUCAAAUCUGUUUUAUUUAUCUGCAUAUAGCGAUGAUUGGCUUUUGGAAUUGAAAUUUUUGCGCCUUGAUGCAUUAAAAUAAGGAAAAUGCUUUGUUUCUGAGCAUGAAAGUUGUUUUUAUUUUUGCAUACUUCCCUAAUACUGCAGUGCCCAGAUCCAGGUUUUGGGGAAGGGUAGGAAAACAUGUGGUUUUGUGUUUUGAAUUACUGUCAGAAUUAAAGACACAUUACAACAAACUUUUUUUAAAAAGGACAUUGCAUUGUGCUGCAAAAAUCUGGAUAUUUAUAUUUCUUGUGUUUUUUUCUUUAUAUAUUUUACAUUUUAAUAUGUUGACCAUUGGGAAUUCGUAACAGAUCAGUUUGUGGCGGGAGUUUAAAUGUGUCGUCACUGUGUCCAUUGUCUCCACUUUGUCCAGAGCCUGUCAUUAUGUAAACAAUAAAAUUUACUGUGUCAGUUGCUUUGAA
Mesoplodon densirostris (Blainville's beaked whale) is the source of this 3919-nucleotide messenger RNA. It is a transcript of the gene NUP58, whose product is annotated as nucleoporin 58. The record is from RefSeq and is a predicted model, not a curated record. Gene Ontology annotation, molecular function: structural constituent of nuclear pore. Lineage: Eukaryota; Metazoa; Chordata; Mammalia; Artiodactyla; Ziphiidae. Gene Ontology annotation, biological process: nucleocytoplasmic transport. Gene Ontology annotation, cellular component: nuclear pore. The transcript is spliced from 15 exons. The coding region runs from base 214 to 1977 and encodes 587 amino acids.